Porites evermanni is the source of this 1662-nucleotide messenger RNA. Lineage: Eukaryota; Metazoa; Cnidaria; Anthozoa; Scleractinia; Poritidae. The record is from the annotation of a GenBank genome assembly.
AUGGGUAGCGAAAGUGUGGAAAAGUAUUCUUUGGGGGCGUUUGUCUUGAGUGUCGAUGCUCGAAUCAUGCAAGUCGGUAGACAAAACGACAUAAGUUUUGGUUCAGUGGAUAAACCUUCUGACAGCGAAGUAAAUGAAAGCGAUGAAAGUGGCCCCGUGCUGACUGAGUAUUGGAGACCAACUGGCAAAUUGAGCGUCGGUCGCAGUAGAAGUGGUUUCCCUGAUUGUAAAUACGAUCAUUUGGUUCAACUGUUGGUCAGUAAAAAUAAGGACACGAGAGAAGCUCUUGACAUCACAAAUAAUUACAAAAUAAACAUGACGGUAACUUACAAUGGAACCAAUGAUGGCAGCUUUCAAAUGCCCGAUUAUCAGUGUAAACGCCUCAAAACUCAAACCCGAUGUGGUGUGAAGCGAUCAAUGGUGGGGGUUGUUGGCUUCCUGUUUCGUUUUCACGAGCCUAACACAAAAUACAAGAUCAUCUUUACCCUCCUUACGGCGCCAUCGAAAAGGGGAGGGAAAAGGAAUGUUACCAGAGAAAGUGACGCUUGUAAAAAACUCAGCGAAAUUUCAAUCAUGUUAGAAACGGGAGAAAAAUCAAAAUGGAGAUCAGUUAAGCCCAGUGAAAAGACGGAAGUGCGCAAAAUACCACCUUUAUUUGCAUUGGAACCAGCUUCUUUGUCCAAGACGAGUGCUGAACUGGUUGAACGAUCCGUUUCGGUGGUGAAUCAACUACAGUCGCUCCGCAAUGAUGGAAAGUGGGACGAUUUUGACAAAUUAUCGAGCGAUCUUCUCCUUAAAUGGUCUGACAUCGACUCGCAAAUUAUAAUUAAACUGGAACAGAGCGUGGGAGCUCUUUACAGAAAAGAUUUUGAAGGCUCUCUAAAGUUUAUCGACGAAUCAUUUGAGUUGAUCCCACACGCCAUAAACGUACCGUUUUUAGCUGGCAGAGGCUAUGGCUACCGUGCAGGGGUCGCGAGAAGACAGAAGAAUUUAGGCGAGGCUGUUAGCCUUUUGCAUCUGGCCGAGCAAAACAAUCGUGCGUGUCCCAUAAACCUCGACACGAGCAACAUCGCAUACGAGAAGGCAAGUGUUCUUCUCGAUUUCAUUGGUCUCUCACCCCAGAAAAGUCUUAAACAAGUGAGAGAAGCUUUGGGUAAUCUUGAAAAGUGCAUAGAUGUCUGCAUGAAAAUGGAAAUAGAAGACAACGACCUUAGUCGCUUCGCGUUCAUCAAAAUUGCCAUGCUGUUGCUUGAUUGUCGAACGGAUGCCUCUCGCGAACGAGUUCUUAGCGACGAGUUCAUAAAGAAAAGCCAAGAAUGUUUAGUCAGGUUGCAGGAAGCCAAAUACUGGUCAGAGAUCGCCGAGGGAGCUAAGGUUCAGUUUUACCUGGCUAGCUCCGAUCUUGAAUAUCGUAGAGGGAACUUUGUGGAGGCAGAGACGUUUGCUUGUUUAGCGAGGGACAUGGCGGAAGAUUUGGGUUUUACUACCGAGAUUUCUCUGGCGCAGGAACGUCUCGAUCACUCUCGUGUUAUUGCAAUCGGCGGAAGGACUGGAAACGACUUCCGGCCAUUUACAUCAUCAUUUGUCAGCGCGAGUGAAGGAGAAAAUGGUGACGUCAGCUCAUCAGGAUCAGAAUCUGAUUGGCUGAAGAGUUUAGAGUAA